Chaetomium fimeti is the source of this 1051-nucleotide messenger RNA. RefSeq lists its product as uncharacterized. NCBI's taxonomy places the organism in Eukaryota, Fungi, Ascomycota, Sordariomycetes, Sordariales, Chaetomiaceae. Bases 1 to 1035 code for a protein of 344 amino acids. The transcript has 2 exons. The record is from RefSeq and is a predicted model, not a curated record.
AUGCCGUUCCUCGACCUUCCAACGGAGCUGCUCAUCCACAUCCUCGCCUCUGCCUGUUCCCUGACCGAUCUGCGAACCCUGGCGUUCACCUCGCGCAGGACCUACGCCAUCUUCCAGGACGAACAGGCGGCCCUCAUCUACCAAGCCCUUGCCAACGAACUGGGGCCGGUCAUCGAUGACGCCCUCGGCCUUUCCGACCUCGAGGCUUUCGGCCUGGCUGCCCCCGAUUACUUCAAUGACGACUACCGAGCCGCCCUCACCAAAUACGGUGGGUAUCUCUCAGGCCACGGUCACCCAUCCCCUCGCCAGCUGCCGCUGGACUAUGUAUUGCGCCUGGUCCGCUCGUAUCGGGCCAUGUCCGAACUGAGCGGAAUGUACAUUACCAGCGCAUUCAACCUCAUCAAACGCGAGGCCCUACCAUCGUCUGUUCCCACAACCCCACCUGGCUUGACGGCUGCCCCAAGCCGCUCGGAGUGGCUCCGCGUCCUUCGGGCACACUAUCGGCUACAGAUGGCUCGUUCUAGCUAUCACGCUGGCGCGUCCGCGAUCGAAGCCAAGUCGAUAGAGGACGCCCGAAACGGCAAAGCUUUGUUGUUUGAACUGUGGGGCCCAUGGGAAGUCCAGCAGAUCUUUUCCGUCGGUGGCUUGUAUAAAAGACUUGAACAUCGCCUCAUUCAUUCGCCGAAUAUCGACAUGUCAAAGGAAAGCUGGUUUACUCUGCCGCUCGAUGGUUGGCUAGAAUCCCUCAAGAGGCUGCAAAGGACGAACGAGGCCGGGUUCCCGACUGCCCUUCGUUUCGAUGGCGACGACGUCGCGGCCGUGCCAUUCGCUUGGGUAGAUGCCUUUGAUGGGUACUACGGAUACCACUAUUGGGGAGUCAUGCCCGGAAUCAAGCGCGGGGGGCAAGCAGCUCAGGGGCUUUGGUCGCUCUUCGGGUUUGUCCUCUGGGAUGCGCCACGGGUGGAGGCUUUAAAGACGGCCUCUUUUCUGUUGUGUUGCAACACGGGCUGGCUGUCUUCAAGCAGCCGUCAGUAAACAUUGUCCCGUUUCG